GUUAGUCUAACUCUUUUUUAAUCUCCACACUCAUUUUGAGCAGUGGUACUUGAUGGCAAAGAAGAAGAAGACCUGGUUCAGUCUAAUUAAGAGGUUUUUCAUUUCAGAGCCACAACCAAGAAGGGAAAAGGAUAAGCGAAGGAGAUGGGUGUGCCGAUUGCUUAAAGUGAAAGAACUCGUGCCAUCGUCUCCGCGGGAAAGGCUACCAUGGCAACUCACAGCAACAGACACUCCUGAGCUUCAGCAGAAUGGGGAAACAGCUCAUCCCGAAUCUUCUGAAAACCACAAUCAUGCCAUUAUUCGCAACAACACAUUAGAAGCUUCGGCUGCCAUCAAAGUUCAAGCUGCAUUUCGUGGUUAUCUAGCUAGGAAAGCACUACGAGCACUGAAAGGAGUCGUCAAGCUUCAAGCUCUUAUUCGAGGUUGGGCUGUUCGACAGCAAGCUAUCAACACCCUCAAGUGUCUGCAGUCCAUAGUAAACAUCCAAUCAGAAGUUUUCUCAAACAAGUGUGAAAGAGUUACGGAGUUGCGGUGUAAAGAUUACAAAUCACAGGAUUUCAGCGAAAAGGACAUAAAGGUAGAUCUCAACAGCCAAAAGAGGUGGGAUGACAGUACAUUGACCAAGGAAGAGCUAAAAGCCCUGCUUCUUACUAAAAGAGAGGCUUCUAUCAAGAGAGAGAGGGUUAGAGAAUACUACUUGAACCACCGGAGAUCUGCAGAAACAGAACGUGACAAGGUAUAUGGGAGACGGAGAUAUUGGUUAGAACAGUGGGUAGAUUCCCAGCUAGCUAAAAGUGAAAGUCCAGGCAAUUUGAUUGGAACCUUGUCAGCUAAUUCAAGAAACAUAGAUGAAAUUGGGGGCAAACUGAGAAAUUUUCAAAAGCAAUAUCAAGCAGAUGUUUCAGAGUCUCCUGCAUAUGUCCCAAGAAAACCAUAUCAUCAUAGGAAGCAGCGGUCCACAGGAGAUGAAACUUUAUUUGUAGGUUCUCCUAUCAUUCCUGCAUACAUGGCCUCGACAGAAUCUGCCAAAGCGAAAGCUAGAUCAACGAGCUCCCCAAGAUUACGACCACUUAGUUUUGAUGUAUGUUCUGAGAUUACCUCUCCUUAUAAGCAUAAGCUGUCUCCAAUAUCAUCUAUUAACAGUGAGCUGACAAGCAGUAGUUGGGUUGGGAAUCAUUAUCAUAUGGGAUCCUCACAUCGAUCUCCACGCUUUAAAGGAUCACCUGGUCCAAUCAAAUCAACGAUGAGCACGAAGGACAUCAAACUUUGGGGCCUUCAUCACCAAAUAGGUACUAAUGUUUCUCCCACAGCUUGUGCAUGUCCAUUGGGGAAAUAAACUGUAGCAGAUAUCUGGGAUGGGAUAUUUUACUUAAGUUUCAUGCAAGUUAUUGUAUCUUAUAUCUUACAACCAAAACAUGAAGUACCAUGUCAGUGAUAUAUCCAUUCCGUUAAAAGAAUUGGAAAGGAGCAUAAGGACUCUCUGAUCUUCAUUGUACAGAAGUUUAAUAUAGUAAUCAACUAGCACUGGUUUCUAAAAAAAAAAUUGUAACUUCAAUUAUCCCAGAAUUUGAAGUGCUAUUGACUAUUAAGUUUGGACCUCUGCUUCCAGGUUAACGUGAUAUUUUUCCCUCUA
Salvia hispanica is the source of this 1633-nucleotide messenger RNA. Its product is annotated as protein IQ-DOMAIN 11-like. The record is from RefSeq and is a predicted model, not a curated record. NCBI's taxonomy places the organism in Eukaryota, Viridiplantae, Streptophyta, Magnoliopsida, Lamiales, Lamiaceae. Gene Ontology annotation, molecular function: protein binding.